Messenger RNA from Schistosoma turkestanicum, 164 nucleotides. Lineage: Eukaryota; Metazoa; Platyhelminthes; Trematoda; Strigeidida; Schistosomatidae. The record is from the annotation of a GenBank genome assembly.
UGAAUACACUUGCUGCUGAAUUAUUAUUUGAUAGAAUAUCAUGUCUAUGUAGUUUACCUUUAAAAAAUCCUAUCCAAAAUUCUAAUGAAAAUCUUGUUGAAAAAAAACGAAUACUACUUGAUGUAUGCUGUGGUACUGGAACAAUAGCUUUGUGUCUUUCAAAG